This is a messenger RNA of Dicentrarchus labrax (European seabass), 2371 nucleotides long. It is a transcript of the gene edem2, whose product is annotated as ER degradation enhancer, mannosidase alpha-like 2. Gene Ontology annotation, biological process: endoplasmic reticulum mannose trimming; carbohydrate metabolic process; mannose trimming involved in glycoprotein ERAD pathway. Lineage: Eukaryota; Metazoa; Chordata; Actinopteri; Moronidae. The record is from RefSeq and is a predicted model, not a curated record. The transcript is spliced from 11 exons. Gene Ontology annotation, cellular component: endoplasmic reticulum; membrane. Gene Ontology annotation, molecular function: calcium ion binding; mannosyl-oligosaccharide 1,2-alpha-mannosidase activity. Bases 140 to 1843 code for a protein of 567 amino acids.
CACAACAACCCCAGAGCUCUCAGCUGCUCUCAGCUGCUCUCACCUGUCGUCCCGCGGUUCUCUCUCUUCUUCCUGUUUUCAGGUGUUUUUGGAGCUGUAGCGACCCGGGGCUCUCUUCCGGGUGUCCUCGUGUCUCUCCAUGCGCGCUCCCGUCCGCGUGGCGCUGUUAGUUUGGCUGCUGAACGAUGCUGCGACUCACCUGUUCACCGAGGAGGAGACAGCUGGGAUCAGACAGCGCAUCAAAUCCAUGUUCUACCAUGCCUACAACAGUUACCUUGACAACGCUUUCCCCUACGACGAGCUCCGCCCACUCACCUGCGACGGACAAGACACCUGGGGCAGCUUCUCGCUCACUCUGAUCGAUGCUCUCGACACUCUGCUGAUUUUGGGAAACCACACAGAGUUUCAGCGCGUGGCGUCGCUCCUCCAGGACACCGUGGACUUUGACAUCGACGUCAACGCCUCUGUGUUCGAAACCAACAUCAGAGUGGUGGGUGGUCUGCUGUCGGCUCACCUGUUGGCAGGUAGGGCGGGGAUGGAGCUGGAGCCCGGUUGGCCCUGUUCAGGACCGCUGCUGAGGAUGGCCGAGGACGCCGCCAGGAAACUGCUUCCUGCGUUCCAGACUGCCACCGGCAUGCCGUACGGUACGGUGAACCUUCUAAAUGGCGUCAGUCCCACGGAAACACCUGUCACCUGUACCGCCGGCGUGGGAACCUUCAUCCUGGAGUUCGCCACGCUGAGUCGACUAACAGGAGACGAGACGUUUGAGAACGUAGCCCGCCGAGCCCUGAGGGCGCUGUGGAAGACCAGAUCCGACAUCGGUCUGGUGGGUAACCACAUAGACAUCCUGUCUAAGAAGUGGGUGGCCCAGGAUGCCGGUAUCGGAGCCGGGGUCGACUCUUACUUUGAGUAUCUGGUGAAAGGAGCCAUCAUGCUGCAGGACGAGGAGCUGCUCACCAUGUUCCUGGAGUACGAUCGAGCCAUUCAGAACUACACCCGAUUCGACGACUGGUACCUGUGGGUCCAGAUGCACAAAGGAACCGUCUCCAUGCCUGUUUUCCAGUCUCUGGAGGCCUUCUGGCCCGGCCUGCAGUCUCUCCUGGGGAACCUGGACAGCGCAGUGCGAACUUUCCAGAAUUAUUACUCAGUGUGGAGACAGUUUGGAGGUCUACCUGAGUUUUACAGCAUCCCUCAGGGUUACACUGUGGACAAGAGAGAGGGAUACCCACUGAGACCAGAGUUAAUAGAGAGCGCCAUGUACCUGUUCAGAGCGACAGGUGACCACACCUACCUCCAGCUGGGCCUCGAUGCUCUGGAGUCCAUAGAGAGGAUCGCCAAGACGCCCUGCGGAUACGCCACUGUUAAAGACCUGCGAGAUCACCAGCUGGACAACAGGAUGGAGUCUUUCUUUCUCGCCGAAACCGUCAAGUACCUCUACCUGCUCUUUGACCCCGCCCACUUCCUGCACGGCGGGGGGAGCGAGGGGGACGGGUCCUGGGAGGAGGGAGGCGAGUCGGGGGAGUGCGUUUUAGGGGCGGGGGGGUUCAUCUUCAACACGGAGGCUCAUCCUCUGGACCCCGCGGCGCUGUACUGCUGCAGCCGCCACGCCCAGGACCAGCAGGAGCUCCGAGACGUCCUCCUCAGCCUAUCGCAGCCUGCGGGAAAGUCCGGCCGCCAAUCAAAGCCGCCCGCUAAACAGACAGAUGGCCCCCUGCCCGGCCAAUCAGAGAGCAUCGCACUGAAACCGGGUGAGAAGAAGACGCCCCCCCUGCUGACCUGCCCUGUUCAGCCGUUCAGAUCGCGACUCUCCAUCCUGGGACAAGUUUUCACCGAUAACACCUGAUGCCACUCCCAUCCUGGGAGUUUGAUCGGUUGCUUUUUAUUAAGACUGAGCUCCCUGGUAGCUCACCUGGUACAGCCGCCGUCCUGUGUUCAAAGGCUGAAGGGGGUUUGAGUCCGACCUGUGGCCCGUUGCUGUGUGCCCUCCUCUUUCUCUCUCUUCCCAUUUCCUGUCUAUCUUGAGCUGUGCUAUCAAAAUAAAGGCAAAAAACAAACAAAAAACCCAUUUUAUUCAAACAAACAGCCAUCUGGAUCACAUCGGAGUAAUGUGGUUCUAAUUUGAAGUUUAAAUUUAAUUUGUGGGGAAGAAAAUCUGAUUUAGGACCAUCGAUAAAGCUUUUUGUUUGUUUUGUGACGAAGGCUCUCGGGACCAGCGAACCAAGAACUCAAGCUGUGUUUACAACUGAAGGUGAAAUAUAUUUUUAUUUAUUAGAAAUGUUUUUAUUUGUUUACUGGCAAUGUGUAGCUGCUGUCUUCACUCUGACCAAAGUUGUGAAAAAUAAGAUUCUGAUAAAGUUUGACCUGAAGCUGC